AUGUCGACCUCGAAUCAUCAAGGGGUCCAGAACGCACCACCCGCGCCGUCCGUCGAGCACUCGGACGGCAGAAAUGGCGCGUCUUUCGUUCUCGACGCAGCUUCAGUAGCGAGCUUUGCUGGACUCACAGGCGUAAAGCCCGCGGACAUCGAGACCCCCGACGGCACAAUCUCCGCGGUUGACGGGCAUUCCCAAGAGGUGGAUACCUCGCUCGAGAAUAAAGACUCGACAGACAUGGAGGGCGCGUGGGGUCAAGUCGCCCAAUGGGGCUCUGCACAGUCCAAGAAGGCUCUCCGGCGAGCGCAGAGAAAGGGUAAAAAGUCGCGUCGCAGGGAGCUUAUGAAGUACAACCUCCUCCGCGUCCCAGGUGUCAAGGCUAGCGGCAGUGUGCAGCAUUCACCGGCUACUGCCGGUGAGGCCGGUCAACUGUCGCCUCCUCAAGCGUUUACCUUUGGCACUGAGGCUACCUUUGGUUUCGCACCCUCCUUGGGCUUCAGUGCUUUCGUUGGAUUCGGUCGCCCUCCUGCCGCUCUACCAGAGACCACACUCGGCCAAGCUGGGAGCUUAGAAGGCGGAACAGUUGCCCCGCAAGAUGGUUCAGCUGCACUUGAGGGGUCUGAAGCUCCAGUCCGACGAGAGACUGAGCUCGAGAUGUGGAAGCGGAUCAAGAUUGGCCAGCUUGAGACCCGAGUCAAAGUUCAGCGCACAAUCAACGAGAAGCUUCAGAAGGACGUGAACAAGUUCAAAGCAGUGUGGAGCAAGGCCUCGCCGCGGUACUCCAUCGAAACCGCGCUGGUCGACAUGACCCAGUGCAAGGGCAGGAUGCUGCGGAAGCGGAUGGCGCCUGCCAAGGGCGAGGACCCCGAGCUGACGGACUGCACGGACGGAUCGUGCCGGUGCGUCGCGUCGCGCCGCGACCGCGCCCAGGCCCCCAUCCGUGGCGUCAACAACUGGGCCUCACCUCCCCCCUGCGGGCACUGCGACUGCUGCAACGACGCCAUGGUGCCGCACGUGGCGGCCAACCUCCCGGUGCACCUCGUGCCGCAGCUGCCCGAGUCGAUGGGCGCCCCGGAGAUCCAGCACGAAGUCCAGCUCGCGCGCACGCACCCGACGUUCGUCGCCGACCUGGUCGACUCGUACAAGGACCUCGAGCACGUGGGCGACAGUGUUGUCGAACUGUCGGUGCGCGUCAUGAUGAUCAUGGCUGCGGACUCGUGUCUGCCCCGGGGGUACUAUCGAUCGCGACUCAAGAGGUGGUGCGUCGCUAACAGCACGCUCGCCCUGCUGUCGAAGCACUGGGACCUGAUUGACCGCGUCCGCAUCGACCCCGAGACGAGGAACGAGAUCGACGAGACCAAGCUCAGGGGCGACCUGGCCGAGUCUCACAUUGGCGUCAUGUUCAAGACGCACGGGUGGGACGCGACGAGCGCGUUCCUCCGCGACGUGUACACGCCCAUCAUCGACUUUCUCGUCGAGGAGAUGGACGCGCAGCGCCUGGCGUGA
Vanrija pseudolonga is the source of this 1503-nucleotide messenger RNA. RefSeq lists its product as uncharacterized. Lineage: Eukaryota; Fungi; Basidiomycota; Tremellomycetes; Trichosporonales; Trichosporonaceae. Bases 1 to 1503 code for a protein of 500 amino acids. The record is from RefSeq and is a predicted model, not a curated record. Gene Ontology annotation, biological process: RNA processing. The transcript is spliced from 5 exons. Gene Ontology annotation, molecular function: ribonuclease III activity.